Rotaria sordida is the source of this 1596-nucleotide messenger RNA. Lineage: Eukaryota; Metazoa; Rotifera; Eurotatoria; Philodinida; Philodinidae. The record is from the annotation of a GenBank genome assembly.
AUGUCAAAAAAGACAAACAUUGAAUCAUUUACAUCAACAACACAUUUAACUCAUUUAUUAAAUACUGAAAUUGUUUUAGCUAAAAAAUUAGAAAUAUAUCUAAAACAAGAAUAUGAACGAUUAGAUCAUAUAGAAAAAUUUAUUAAUGUUAUCAAAGAUGAAAUUCGUCAAGCACAAAGAAAUGAAGAUUAUUAUUUUGGUAAUCCAGUUAAUGCUUAUUUAUUUAUCAAACAUUUAACAAUUGAUUGGAAUAAUAUUGAAGAAAUAUUACCGACAGAAUUUGCAAAGGAUAUAACCCAUAAAUGGUUAUUUCCUACAUUUGAAGAUUAUACUGGAUCUGCUAUGGGAUUAAUGCGUUUACAAGACACAUAUAAAUUAAAUACAAGUCAACUAGCUAAUGGUGACUUAAGUUCAAAAUUUAAAUCAAAACGAUUAAGUGCUUUGGAAUGUUAUGAUUUGGGACGUGUUGCAUAUACAAAUGGUGAUUUUUAUCAUACAUUAAUGUGGAUGCAAGAAGCGCUUGAUCAUUUAGAUACAGAAACAAAUAAUACAUCAAUUAACAAAAUUGAUAUAUUAGAUCAUCUUGCUUAUGCAACAUCACAGCAAGGAAAUGUUGAACAUGCAUUAGCUAUUACUAAAGAAAUCCUUACAAUUGCUCCAGAUCAUAUUCGUGCAAAUAAUAAUAAAUUUUAUUAUGAAUCUAUUAUUAAUAAUCGAACAUUAGCAAAACAAAAACGAAAAGAUGAUACGGAUAUAAAUGAAUCAACAAAUCUUAAAUUAAUUUCAACAAUAUCAAAUAUUAAAAAUUAUACAAUAAAUAAUGAACGAACAAAUGAUGAUUUAGAAGAACAAGAAUUAUAUGAAAAACUUUGUCGACAAAAUGGAGCUCAAUUAAGUCCAAAACAUCAAGCAAAAUUAUUUUGUCGUUAUCGUCAUAAUAAUCAUCUAUAUCUUAUAUUACAACCAGUUAAAGAAGAAAAAUUAUUAGAGAAACCAGCUAUUUAUCUUUAUCAUGAUAUUAUGAGUGAUUCACAUAUUGAAAAACUAAAAUCACUUGCUUCACCACGAUUACAACGUGCCGUCGUUCGUGAUUCUACCACUAAUACUUUUAAACCAGCUGAUUAUAGAGUUUGUAAGAGUGCUUGGUUAAGAAAUGAAGAUUCACCAAUAGUAGCUCGUCUAUCACGAUUAAUUGAAGCUGUUACAGAUUUAAGUAUGAUAACAGCUGAAGAUCUUCAAAUUGCAAAUUAUGGUGUUGGCGGUCAUUAUGAACCACAUUUUGAUUUUGCACGAAAAAUAGAAAAUGACGCUUUUUCAGGUCUUAGUGCUGGCAAUCGUAUAGCUACAUGGUUGACUUAUAUGAGUGAUGUCGAAGAAGGUGGUGCAACUGUUUUUCCUUUAGUUGGUGGUCAUUUAAAACCGAAAAAAGGAAGUGCAGCAUUUUGGUAUAAUCUUCAUCCAUCUGGCGAAGGUGAUCGUAAUACUCGUCAUGCAGCUUGUCCUGUAUUGAUUGGUAAUAAAUGGGUAGCAAAUAAAUGGAUUCGUGAACGUGGUCAAGAAUUUCGUCGACCAUGUUCACUUGAUCCAAUGGCAUGA